CAGCUUACGUUGGUGUCCGGUAAGAGCAGGGCGGAGGCCCGUUAAACGCCACCGUUCGUGCGCGCGCGUCAGUAAAGGACGUGUCUGUGAAUCUUCAGCACCGACAUUUUUCCUGGAUGACUUCGAACGGCUUUUAACUUAACGGCGUUUAACGGUUCGUAACGGCGUUUGUAACGGGGAGCUCGUCAAGCAGCUGGGGCGGCUGCGUGUUACGCCUGCUGGCUUCUUACGUCAUCGCUGCUGUUUCUGCGUUUCUCUGCGGGUUUCUAGAAUCUGCGGGUCGCUCUGGAAUGGCUCAGUCGGUCCUUUCAUCUCCUUUCAUCCGCGGGAAAACAAUGACAUAACGCGGCCUCGUCAGCGGCCUUCAUCCAGGGGCGGCUCCGCGGUUUCCGGGGAUCAAGGUGGGCAGGAGCCAUUGUUGAAAGGGGGGACAACAGGAAGUAACUGAACCCCCCCACCUGAAGACAUUUCCCUUCAGAUGCCCCCCACCGCAGACCUUCCUGACCCGUCCUUCCAGACGUCUGGGAUUCCCGCAGAGCCGGGCGCCGCCUGAAAACCGCCACCGUUUCCCUGCGCCUCCAGUCGGCUGUGGACCAUGGACGGCCCCCCCCAGCUGUCUGGGGAGACCCUGAUCGUGCAUCACAUCCCGCUGGUGCACUGCCAGGUGUCGGGGGGCCGGCAGGGAGACUGUGGGAACUCGCUAAGGAGCGGCAGCCCCUUCAGCCCCCCAGAGAACCUGGGGCUGAGCCGCACCACCUCCCUGCCGGAGCGAGAUGUCCUCCAGAGAGAAGCUCUGCUCUACAGCAGCCUGAUCCACACCUCCAGCAGCUCCUGGUCCUCCCACUCCGGAGGAGGAGCAGAAACAAAGAGGGGGGGCAGCACGGCCAGUGGAAACUCGUCUUUUACUUCCAGUAUUUCAGAGGAGCAGCUCCCUGCUGUGCACACGCUUCCCAGAGCCAAACCCCGGAGCGAGACCCCUUCACGCCACAACCCCUUCCUGCUGCACGCAGAGGAGGAGGAGGAGGAGGAGGAGGAGGAGGACCACAGCCUGAGUGGAUACCUGGAGGACUCCUCCUUCCUCCUCCACAGCGACACUAGCGGUGUCGGUGGGACGGCUGCCUUUCAUUUGCACCAUCUGGACUUUGCUGCUGAGCCUUUUGUUUUGCACGGAUCGGAGGGAAAGAGGCGGGACUCCUUUAGGGGCGUGGCCUCUGACCUGGACAGCCGGCGCUGCCUGGGAAGCAGCGGCUCCAACACGUCCAUGGACUGUGGAGAGCAGGACUGGGCGGACGACAACGAAGUCGAGGAUCAGUCCAUGAGGUGCGGCCGAUGCAGCAAGCCGGGUUCGGACUCGUCGGGGUCGACCUCGCAGCUCUGCUCCUUCUGCGACCCGACGCACUGCCAGCACAACUUCCCCGACGCCUUCUCCGACUUCCAGCCGGCCUACGGCAGCGACUCGUCCUGCAACAGCUCCGACGGCGUCCUGGUCAACUUCAGCGCCAUCUUCAACAAGAUGAACAAUGGCAUCCGUGAGAAACCGGCCCGGUCCGGUUCAGCCAACUUGAACCUCGAGGGUUUCGAGGGGCCGGGCCAGACUGCAGGAGCUUUCUACCUGGACCUCCACACUUCGCCAACUGAGCCUCUGCAGCCCCCCCCCUGCCUGUCCAACAACCUCCCCGUCUCCUCCACCUGCUCCUGCUCUGCCGAGUACCAGGGGGCUCUGGACCUGGAUGCCAACUGCAACUCCUCCCUCCCGCCCUGUGCCGGUUCCUCUGGCGAGCUCGCCACCUGCCUGCAGAGUCAGGCGCGCCUGGUUGUCGCCACCCAGAACUACUACAAGCUGGUCACCUGCGACGUUUCAUCGCAGUCGUCUGCGAGUCCCGCAGGCUCCUCGGCCAACAGCUGCUCCGAUGAGCACAGCAAAGGCAGCCCCACCCCGACCCAACCCAACGAGUACUUCCUGUUCAAGCAGAGGGCCGAGGGGGCGGAGCCAGAGGACCAAGACUGGGGGUCGUCUCCAUCAGACCAGGACGAGGAGGAGGAGAAGAAGAAUCGCCUGGCAGUGGGCGGGGCUAAAGCUGCUCUUCCUGUGAUUGAAGGCAAGGUGUAUGUCAACGUGUCCCCUCCCACAGCUGCACAGGGUGUCAUUGGAGGCCCCGCCUCCUCUUCAAGCCGCCCUCGCUCCCGGAGCUACGAUCGCAACCUGGACAGGUCUCCCUCCCCUCGACUCGGAUCUCGGGAGCGCAUGCUGAGCUGCCCCAUGCGUCUGAGCGAGGGCGCCACCCAGGUCCCGCCCACCCCUCCUCGUGUCACUUCCUUUGCAGAGAUUGCCAGAAGCAAAAGAAGAAACGGGGGCUCUGGUGGAUCUCCGUCACAGAAAGCGCCUCCAGAGGGGUUCUCCUCCAUCUGCUCCAACAACUCCCACUCUUCCUUGGAUUUCUCUCCAAUCCUGGAGGGCAGGGUGGAAGAGGCCACGCCCACCUCACCAGCUGUUCCUUUUAUCAGAUGUUACAGUCAGGGAAGCAUGGAGCGCCAGCUGGAAGGAGCCAAGGAGAGUCCGGCCAGAGGACGAGGAGGCGUGUCCUCGUCCUCAGAGGUGGUCCGGUACAGUAAGGAGCAGCGGCCCACCACCCUCCCCAUCCAGCCCUUCACCUUCUACCAGCAGUUCAUGCUCAAGCCGCCUCAGCCCAAGCCCCCGCUGCUCUCAGGGAUGCAGGCCCGGUCCAGUUCUGGUUCUGGAGCAGACAAAGGCCCAGAAGACGCAGCAGAGGACCAGGACAGUCGUGUCAGCGCUCCGGCGGCCCCCCUCCAGCCAGUCCGGCUCUCUCCACUCGGGAGCUACUCUCCCGUUGGCCUCCAGGGGGCGCCCAGCUCUGGAACCUGUUCCACCUGUACCCCCAGCCCUCGGCCCCCACACGGCCCCUACUGCCAGAGAGAGGGAGGACCAUCAGCUCCAAAACCAGGCUCUCCUCCCACACAUCUAGGGGUAAAGAGAGGCUCGGUGCUCCCCCCCAUGCUGCCAGCUGAGCAGGGACAGUGUCUUCAUUCAGCAGCCCUCCCCAGUGGCUGUUUGAGCCCCCAGAACUACCAGGACUGUGGAAAGGAGGGGGAGAAGGGACCUACCAGGACACAAAAUGCUCACCACCUCUCUCCCCAGGCUCUGAAGUGGAGGGAGUACCGUCUGCGACACCCUCUGAGAGGAGGGGGCUCCUCUGCCCCCUCUGGUACCAGGGACUUCGGAGGGGGUGGGUGGCGCCGGCCUGCCCGCCUGAACGUGUUUGAUAUUCCUGCUACUCAUGGGGGCCUCGGACUGGGACCCCCCCAUGGCGCUCAUCCUUUUGUCUUCAGUGUGGGAGUGGCUCAGUCGGACUUCCUGCCCGAGUAUUUCUCGCUGACGGAGAAACCCCCAGAGGAGUUCUGCCUGUCGCCUGAUGCCUCCUCCUCCUCCUCCCACAUCGCCGUGGAUCUGACGCCGAAGAGAGCUCUGGUGAAAGCCGUGAACACCGCCGUGGAUCUGAUCGUGGCGCACUUCGGUACCAGCAGAAACCCGGAUGUGAAGGCCAAACUGGGAAACAGCUGGGUGAGUCCAAACGUGGGUCACCUGAUCCUGAAGUACCUGUGCCCCGCCCUGCGGGACGUCCUGCAGGACGGCCUGAAGGCCCACGUGCUGGACCUGAUCAUCGGUCAGCGCCGCUGUCAGCCCUGGAGCGUGGUGGAGGCCUCCACCCAGCCAGGUCCGUCCACACGCCUCCUCCACAGCUUGUUCUCCAGAGUGAGCCAGUUUCCGGAGCUGUCCAGCGCCGCCAUGAGGCUGAACGCCUUCGUCUUCGGCCUCCUGAACCUGAAAUGCUUGGAGUUCUGGUUCAGUCAUCUUCACACACAUGAAGACAUCAUCGCGGUCCAUUACAGCCCCUGGGGGCUCCUCCCCCUGUCGGGCGGAGCCUGUAGGGACCUGUUUGAGGAGCUGCUGCUCCUCCUGCAGCCGCUGGCGCUCCUCCCCUUUGACCUGGACCUGCUGUUCGAGCCACACCUCCUGCAGAGGGGGCAGGAGCACCUCCGCCACAAGGAGCAGCUCUGCUCUGCAGGCCAAAGCACGCUGCCCUGCACAAGCUCCACCCUCCAGCUGAUGAGGGGGCGGGGCCCCAGCAAACACUUAGAGGAGGGCGGCGCUGCACCCAGACGGGUAAUCGGGGCUGAGUGUACAAAGGAAGUUGGCGGCGGGAAAGAAGGCGCGGCUGGACGCUGCGCAUGGACAGUUAGGGGGGCCGAGGGGCCAAAGGGGAAAGAUGCGGGGACGAUAGAGAGGACGGGGGAGGGGCUCAGAGAGAAAACCCCGGCGCCUGAGGGGAGGCAGGACCGGCAGGCGGGGUGGUGGUUCCAGCUGAUGCAGUCGUCCCAGGUCUACAUCGAUCCCUCCAGCAACGGCUGCCGGUUCGUGAAGGCCGACCGGAGGAAGCGCUCUGUGGAGAGGCCCCAGGAUCACCCGCCCCCCAGGGUGGGGGUGGUGGAGGGGGCAGAGUCCAGCCGAGAGGGGGAAGGAAGGAAAAGCUGUGGAACAGACUCGGCUGGAUUACAGGGGGGGUCUGGGUGGAUGGGCAGCCCCCCAGAGUCUGUCGUCAACCAGGAGGACCCCGGCCCUGACGGACCUGCAGCGCCCCGGGGCCGCCCGGCACAGGCCCAGAGUCUGCGCUGGGGGAGACUCUUUGGAGGGAGGCGAGAGGGAGCCAAGCAGAACACAAAACCCCCAAAGUCCAGGCCUCCGUCCGGCUGGCUCGGCCUGGAUGGUUCUGUUCUGGACCUCGUGGCUCUGACCGUCGGACCCGGCAGUGGGAGGAAGGCAGAGCCCCCCCCAAGCCCCGCCCACACCACGGCCCCUCCAACAGAAACCCGACCAGCUCCUUUCCGGGGGGUGCGUGCUCUGUGCCACCACAUCGCCACAGAACCGGGUCAGCUCAGCUUCAACAAAGGAGACGUCAUGCAGGUUCUGAGCAGAGCCGACCCGGACUGGCUGCUGUGCUCGCUGGGCUCCUCGCGGGGCCUGGUUCCCAUCGUCUACGUCACCCCGCACAGCAUGGAGGACAGCCAGGAGGCCGCCGGCGCCACGCGGCUGUGACACGGCCCAAAACAUGCGCGAGCAAACGUCCACGUGAGAGUGCAUGCAUCCAUCCAGAACAGCUGACCUCUGACCUUUCCUCCGCCAGCUUCCUCUGCAGUGUAUAGAAAAGAAAUCUGUUUUUUUAUCCAAACCCGUCACAGCCGUGACCUCCCGCUUCUAAAAACGCUGUGGGGGGGUCACUGCUGCAAACAAACCUCUGUAAGGGGGGGAGCUCAAGAAAGAUCUGAGUGUGAGGUUUCAGUUUCGGGUUCUUUUCAGUUUCACUGCGUGUCCAAGGGAGAACUGAGGAGGUCAGGACAAACGUUUGCCCCCAAAUCUGAGGAAUACCGUGAUCAGAUGAGCACCGCAGGUCAGGAAAGGUCAGGGAGCCUCUGUUGGUGACACGAAAACCUCUGCUCCUAAAACGAAAAACUCUGUUGAAAAUGUCAAAAGACCAGGCCACGCCUCUGUGGGCCAGGCCACGCCCCUGGAAACCAGUCUGGUCUCAAAUCAAACGGCAUCCAUCAUGAAGGUCGUGCCUCAGAGCAACCGUCGGUUCUGGUAGUUUGGAGCUAAAUCCCCCGACAUCAGAAUUUACUUAGUAACCGGUGUUGGCCUUCCAAGCCGCCAUUUUCACCCCGUCACCAUGGAAACCGCUGCCUCUGACGUCAGACUGUGGAACAGAAGUUCCUGGCUGUCAUGUCACUCUUAGCCUGAAGAGGGCGCCCCCCUCACAAACAGAUGGAUGGUUACGCCGUUCCAGCAGGUUGUUUUCAGAUGGGGGGGGGGGGGGGGGGGGUAUGAAGAAUGCAGAGAUCAGAGAUGCUCGUAUGAAGUUUUCAGUUUCAUUAUUGUACAGUUUUUAUUUUCAUCUUGAUCUUCACAUUUGAUCUCCCAGCCUGUACAUAGAUCUGGUUGUGCCGUUCUCCCAUGAUGCUCUGCUGUCUGUAUGAAUGUUCCAGCUGUAGCAUCCUCAUCUUUGGUUCUGCAGCUGAAGGUUUGUGUCCUGAAGGAGAACCUGAAGACGCUCCGCAUCACCGUGUCGCACUUUAGCACUACUCCAACCAACGACUGGAUGCUCAAUAAACAAGUGAUCCAGCCGC
Messenger RNA from Oryzias latipes (Japanese medaka), 6198 nucleotides. RefSeq names its product RUN and SH3 domain containing 2 (gene rusc2). Gene Ontology annotation, cellular component: cytoplasmic vesicle. Gene Ontology annotation, molecular function: protein binding. NCBI's taxonomy places the organism in Eukaryota, Metazoa, Chordata, Actinopteri, Beloniformes, Adrianichthyidae. The record is from RefSeq and is a predicted model, not a curated record.